Messenger RNA from Peronospora farinosa, 2046 nucleotides. The record is from the annotation of a GenBank genome assembly. NCBI's taxonomy places the organism in Eukaryota, Oomycota, Peronosporomycetes, Peronosporales, Peronosporaceae.
AUGAACGAGGGACGUCUCCAGCACUUGCUACAGCCCAUUCGGGACUUGAGUAAAAAUUGGAAUAUUGACUUGGCUACAGAAUUAGAAGAAUAUAUGGACAAAUUAGAGAAUUUAAAUAUUGCGUUUGAUCCAAAAGAUGGGGCAAAUAUUACUAAAGAGGGGGAUCAAGUUGGGGUCAUGAAUUUUGCCGAAGCGGCACUAUUGAUCCAAGGAACAAGUGUCAUUUAUAGUCGAAAAGUCGAGUAUUUACAUGCGUUAGUGUAUCAAACACUAGCGCAUUUAUCCAAGCAACAGGACGAUCAUUAUCAAAGUCAGCGAAACCAAGAGACAGGAGAGAUACAGGAAAAUAAAGAAGAUGACGGUGCAGGAGACAGUGUCUUUGAUAAUCCACUACCGCUAUACAAUGAAUUAAAGGAGGCCAAGACAAGCAAGAACAAUAUUCAGGCAUCUAUUGCGUUAAUGGGGUCCCUCGUGCCGGAUGAACGGGAUCAUGGAGAAACAUUCAAGUUGUUAUCGUGCAAUUUACAUGCAAGUGGUGUGUUGCUGCUGGAUGAAGCGAGUAAGAAGUAUCUCAAUCCACAACAGAGAGCAGCGGAUAAUGCAUUUGGUGAGACGCCAGGAAGACAUGGAGGCAUGUGGGUCGCUGCAGAUGGAGACAAUCCAGCGACUGCAUUGAAUUUUGACGAUAUGGAUGCGAGGGAUGAUGAGGAUAGAGGUGAUAACAAUGCUUUGGAUGAAGAGCCGGAUUAUGACUACGAUGCUGGUGCACCACUACAUGACGCUCCGAUGGAUGAUGCUGCAGAUAAUGCACAAGAGAGAGCAGUUGCUGAAGAGCCGUCUCGCACUGUCACGCGGUUGAUGACCACACUUCCAGCGGGUGAAAAGGACCCGUGGGCACCGCUGGACGCGUAUGAUGCGAGUACAUCGGUGGCACGCCCAUUCAAGAAGGGACGGUCGUACCCGCGUGUACCGGCGUACAAGAAAAAGAAAGCAGAUCUCACAGCUUUAAAUAAUAAGGAAGGUGUCGUGGGCAUGAAUGAUGAUGCAGAGCAGGACGGUCUAUCAGACCCGGCAUUCCGAGACCGCUUCUUUACGGGAUCGAAAGGACCGCAGUGGGCAUCAUGGAUCUGGUCAGAGACAGCAGCAGAGAAUCCGCUGGAGAAGACGUGCAAGCGCACGUUCUGCCGAGCUCCACUUCUGCUUAAGACAUGCCACACGCUCUGGCAGCGUGAAGCUAAAUGGCGUAGUAUCAUGCGUCGUUGCGAAGCCCGCGAGAAACAGAGUGCUGAAGCUAUGCUAUUGCGUGAGGAGGCCAUGGAGGAGGAGGAGGCAGAUGGAAACGAUCGCUUGCAGGCAUUGACGCUAUCAACGGCUACAGCACGAUUAGACAUGGCUUUUCAGAAUGAUGCAAAUGGCAAUAACGACGAGGACGAGGAAAAUGACAACGACUAUGACGAUGGUGGUGACUGGGACCAAGGAAAUGACACGGACGGGCCGCUCGGUUUUGGCGAUGCUGCCGCAACAGUUGCUGGUACUUCUGAUCGGCCGCUUACGUACGAUGAGAUCUGCAGACAGCACUUGGCGUCGUUCAUGUCCGGCACGGAGAAAUACGUCCGAGAGACAGACCUAAGCAAGCAAGUUAGCGACUGGCAGGAGAGACUCACGCCAUUGCUGAAGCAACAAGAUGCUCACCCCCCUUUCGAUAUUCAUCACUACGGUCGCGAAAUUAUUGAGCGCUUGGAGGAAGAACACAAGAGCUCCAGUUUGGACAAGCUCAGUAAAUCCGCCAAGCGUGAUAAGAACAAACGCGCCAGGAUUGACUUGGGGUCAGAAGACGACGAGAAGAAGGAGACAGUGCCUUUUGAGACUUUGGUGGAUGGCAAGAGCCAAUUUGAGGUGUGCCGCCUCUUUUUGGCGACACUGCAGCUGGCAAACAGUGGAAAUGUGUCACUUUCGCACGCACAUACCAUAACAGAGCAUGGACAGGUGCCAUUUGAGAUGCAAUUACUUACUAGUGCCAAUACCUACGAAGCAUUACAAGCAUGA